AUGGGGCUGGCCGAUUACGCCGACGGCCUGCCGGGGGCGCAAAAGAUAUUGACGGGGUCUUUCACCGGUUACCGCCAUGCCGUGUCGGAGUUAGGGAGUGGCUAUCUCGACGCUGAGCGCGUCUUCAAGCAGCCGCUGUGUGGGAACGCAGAAGGAUGGGGCCCGUUGAGCCCGUUUCGAUAUGACUUCACGCCGUGCUUCAUCGACGUGUGGGUAUCGGCGGUGGCCGCGUUCGGUAUUGUCGUUGGCGCGAUGGCCGUGUGGUGGUUAGUGAAGCACAAGCAGCCCACGCCCGUGUCGAAGGAUUGGCAUUUCUGGACAAAACAGACGAUUCUCGGUUUGAUCAUUGCCGAUGUCGCGGUGCAAUUGGGCUUCCAGAUCGCGAAGUAUAAGGAUAUCUGGUACGGCGACUUCCGCGUUUACACCACCACCGCUACGAUCGUCUCCCUCUUCGUCAUCUUCACAAUCCAAUGGCUCGAGCACUCGCGACUGCGAAACGCGAACGGCGUCGUCUUAUUCUACUGGCUAUUGCUUCUGAUCGCACUUGCCGUCAAGCUCCGGUCGUUGAUCUCCCAGCAAAUCUACGCCAAGAGCCUGCCGUAUUUCGUCACAUAUGCUGUCGGUUUUGGGCUUUCCGUGGUCGAGUUCUUGCUUGAGUGGUUGUGGCCUAAGAAGAACAGCACGUAUGAGGCGCUUGUCGACGAGGAGGAGUGCCCAGUGGAGUACGCUACCGUCUUCUCGCUGCUCACUUUCUCGUGGAUGACUCCCAUGAUGAAACACGGCUACAAGGCGUUUUUGACCGAGGAGGACCUCUGGGGGCUGUCCAAGAAUGAUACAACCAGGUCGACGGGCGAAGCGUUUGACAAGCAGUGGCAGUACCAGCUAGAGCAUCGAAAGAACCCUUCGCUGUGGAUGGCGCUCUUCGGUGCUUACGGUACCCCUUACAUGUUGGCGGCCAUCUUCAAGGUCGGGAACGACAUCUCCCAAUUCAUCCAGCCGCAACUCCUCAGGUACCUAAUUUCUUUCAUUGGGUCAUACUACUACCCCGACCAGACACCGCAGCCCGUGAUCCAGGGUGCGGCCAUUGCGUUGGCCAUGUUCGCCGUCGCGGUCUUUCAGACCACUAUGAUCCACCAGUACUUCCAGCUGGCUUUUGUUACCGGCAUGCGGAUCAAGGGUGGCUUGACCUCGUCUAUCUACAAGAAGGCGCUGAAGCUGUCGAACGAGGGCCGGUCGUCCAAGACCACGGGUGAUAUCGUCAACUACAUGGCGGUUGACGCUCAGCGUCUUCAAGACCUGACGCAAUUCGCCCAGCAAAUGUGGUCGGCACCAUUCCAAAUCAUUAUCUGCAUGGCAUCGCUCUACGACUUGGUCGGAUGGUCCAUGUUGGCGGGUAUCGGUGUCAUGAUCUUCAUGGUCCCCAUCAACGGCAUGAUUGCCCGGAUCAUGAAGAACCUGCAGAAGAAGCAGAUGAAGAACAAGGAUGCGAGGACCCGCUUGGUGGCCGAGAUCAUCAACAACAUGAAGAGCAUCAAGCUCUACGCCUGGGGCGCCGCCUUCAUGAACAAGCUUAACUACAUCCGAAACGACCAGGAGCUGAAGAACCUCCGCAAGAUUGGUGCUGGCCAGGCCUUUGCCAACUUUACGUGGUCCAGCACCCCGUUCCUUGUCUCUUGCUGCACUUUUACCGUGUUCGUGCUUACCGAUGGCCGUCCUCUGACGACGGAGAUUGUCUUCCCUGCGCUGGCCUUGUUCAACCUUCUUACCUUCCCGCUCGCCGUCCUUCCCAUGGUCAUCACGUCCAUCAUCGAAGCUAGUGUUGCUGUCGGACGUCUGACGUCGUAUCUCACUGCGGAGGAGCUCCAGCCUGAGGCUAUCACCCCCAAGCCGGCCGUCGAAAUCAUGGGCGAGGAGUCCGUCGUGAUCCGCGAUGCUUCAUUCUCUUGGAAUCGCCACGAAGAUAAGACGGUCCUCAAGGACAUCAACUUCAGCGCUCACAAGGGCGACCUCUCUUGUGUUGUGGGCCGUGUGGGUGCUGGCAAGAGCUCGCUUCUGCAGAGUGUUCUCGGCGACCUGUGGAAGACGCAAGGCCAGGUCCAAGUCCACGGAACAGUGGCCUACGUUAGCCAGUCACCCUGGAUCAUGAACGCCACGGUCCGGGAGAAUAUCGUGUUUGGUUACCGGUACGAUUCUACCUUCUACGAAAAGACGGUGAAGGCUUGCGCUCUGCUGGACGACUUUGCCCAGCUUCCCGAUGGCGACGAGACGGUCGUGGGCGAACGCGGUAUCUCGCUCAGCGGUGGACAGAAGGCUCGUGUUGCGCUCGCUCGGGCUGUCUACGCGCGCGCGGAUGUGUAUCUCUUGGAUGACUGCCUGUCUGCUGUCGACUCGCACGUCGGCCGCCACAUCAUCGACAACGUUCUCGGCGCGAAGGGUCUGCUCAACACCAAGACCCGCAUCCUAGCCACUAACUCGAUCCCUGUACUCGUCGAGUCAGACUACAUCUGCAUGAUUAAGGACGGCGAGAUUGUCGAGCGGGGCACGUACCGACAGCUUACGGCCAUGCGUGGCGCCGUCUUCGAGCUGAUCAAGACGUCGCGGCAGAACGAGUCAGGCAACAACACGGCGACCGCAUCGCCAGACGACAGCGAGAGUGAGACGUCGACGGUCAUCGGGGCCGCCAGUAGCAGCCAAGACAAGGAAGAGCUGGAGGAGGCCCAGGAGGGGUUGGGUGCGCUUCAGGCGAUCAAGCCGGGUCCCGCGAGCUCGUCGUACCAGGCGCGGGAUAAGGCACGGACGGGGAGCAUGGCUACCCUUCGGCGGGCUAGUGCUGCUAGUUUCAAGGGCCCGCGGGGGAAGCUUCACGACGAGGAGAACCCCAGCAAGACUAGGCAGGCUAAGGAACACCUGGAGCAGGGCAAGGUCAAGUGGUCAGUUUACGGCGAGUAUGCCAAGGCGAACAACCUCGCGGCCGUGGCGACGUAUUUGUUUACCCUAGUCGCUGCUCAGUCGGCGCAGAUUGCUGGCAGCGUCUGGCUCAAAAACUGGGCCGACAGAAACACCGAGGCCGGCAGUAACCCCGAGGUGGGCAAGUACAUUGGCGUGUACUUUGCGUUCGGCAUCGGCGCUGCGGCCCUGACGGUCGUACAGACCCUCAUUCUCUGGAUCUUUUGCUCGAUUGAGGCGUCGCGCAAGUUACACGAGAGGAUGGCGACGGCCAUCUUUCGCUCGCCCAUGUCCUUUUUCGACGUCACACCGGCUGGUCGCAUUCUCAACCGGUUCUCGAGUGACAUCUACCGCGUCGACGAGGUGCUGGCCCGAUCGUUCAACAUGCUGUUCAGCAACUUGGCCCGAUCGGGAUUCACACUCGUGGUGAUCUCGGUCACAACCCCUCCCUUCCUUGCGCUGAUUAUCCCGCUCGGAGCAAUGUACGUUUGGAUCCAGCGGUACUACCUGCGCACGUCGCGGGAGCUCAAGCGGCUGGACAGCGUGAGCCGCAGCCCGAUCUACGCGCACUUCCAGGAGUCGCUGGGUGGCAUCUCGACGAUCCGCGCGUACCGGCAACAGGACCGCUUUGAGCUGGAGAACGAGUGGCGCGUCGACGCCAACCUGCGGGCCUACUUCCCGUCCAUCAGCGCCAACCGCUGGCUGGCGGUGCGGCUCGAGUUCAUCGGCGCCGUGGUCAUCCUGGCCGCUGCGGGCUUUGCCGUCAUCGCCGUGGCUACGGGUACCAAACUCGGCCCGGGCAUGGUCGGCCUGGCCAUGUCGUACGGCCUGCAGAUCACAACGUCGCUCAACUGGAUCGUGCGCCAGACCGUCGAGGUCGAGACCAACAUCGUCUCGGUCGAGCGUGUGCUCGAGUACGCACGCCUGCCCAGCGAGGCCCCCGAGAUCAUCCACCGCAACCGGCCCCCCGUCAGCUGGCCGUCGCGCGGCGAGAUCGAGUUUGUCAACUACAGCACCCGCUACCGCGAGGGGCUCGACCUCGUGCUCAAGAAUAUUAGCUUGGACAUCAAGUCGCACGAGAAGAUCGGCGUUGUCGGCCGCACAGGUGCCGGCAAGUCCUCGCUGACCCUCGCGCUGUUCCGAAUCAUCGAGCCGGACACGGGCAAUAUCAGUCUUGACGGGCUCAACACGUCGACUGUCGGCCUGCUGGACCUGCGUAGGCGUCUGGCCAUCAUCCCGCAGGAUGCCGCGCUCUUUGAGGGCACCAUUCGGGACAAUCUCGAUCCGGGGCAUGUGCAUGACGACACGGAGCUGUGGAGUGUUCUUGACCACGCCCGGCUCAAGGACCACGUCGCUUCCAUGGACGGGGGGCUAGAGGCCAAGAUCCAUGAAGGAGGCUCCAACCUCUCCCAAGGCCAACGCCAACUCGUCUCCCUCGCCCGCGCCAUGCUCACCCCCUCCAACGUCCUCGUCCUCGACGAAGCCACCGCCGCGGUAGACGUCCAAACCGACGCCAUGCUGCAAACCACCCUGCGGGGCCCCUUGUUCCAGAACCGCACCAUCGUCACUGUCGCCCACCGUAUCAACACUAUUAUGGACUCGGACCGCGUCGUGGUGCUGGAUAAGGGGGAGGUGGUGGAGUUUGAUACGCCGGCGGAGUUGAUUAGGAGGAAGGGGAGCUUUUGGGGGUUGGUGAAGGAGGCGGGGUUGUUGGAGGAGGGGGAGGAGGGGGAAUGA
This is a messenger RNA of Dichotomopilus funicola, 4683 nucleotides long. RefSeq lists its product as uncharacterized. Gene Ontology annotation, biological process: transmembrane transport. Gene Ontology annotation, cellular component: membrane. The record is from RefSeq and is a predicted model, not a curated record. Gene Ontology annotation, molecular function: ATP hydrolysis activity; ATP binding; ABC-type transporter activity. The transcript is spliced from 9 exons. NCBI's taxonomy places the organism in Eukaryota, Fungi, Ascomycota, Sordariomycetes, Sordariales, Chaetomiaceae. The coding region runs from base 1 to 4683 and encodes 1560 amino acids.